CGCCAUGGGGGCCUCCGCCAGCUCCCCCGCCACCCCGGCCGCGCCCCGCAACAAGCACCUGGCGCACGUCAGCGACCCCCGCUCCCCCACCGCCGGCAUCCUGCGCACCCCCAUCGAGGUGGUGAGCUCCCCGGCGGGCAGCCCGCAGCCCAGCCCCGCCGAGCCGCCGGCGGGCACCGGCCAGGAGCGGGACCCACGGUCGCCCACACCCGGCAUAUUCCGCACGCCCAUGAGAGCCGUGUCGAGUGACAGCGUGGACCGCCUGGUGAAGCAGCUCAGCGAGGCCUUCGGGGCCGAGACCGCGGCUCCGGAGCCGGCGCCUCCGGCAGCGGCCGGCCUCGCCGAGGAGCCGGCUCGGCGGAGCUCCCCGCCCGCGGGCCAAGAGGCGGAGAGGCCGCCCUCCCCCAGCACAGCCCGGCCCGGCCGCCCUGCCGGGCACGGCUUCUCCUCGGUGAGCAAGCCCAUAAGACACAAGCCCAACAACAAAUUCAUGGCGACAUCUGGAGGAACUGGCCGCUCUCCCCUCAGCGUUCUACGGGACGAUAAUUCUCCCAGUGCUCCUGCCCCUCGCCAGGGCAAGAGGCAUGUGUUGGGAGAGAACCUUGGGGAGAAGAAGGAAGCAGAUCUGAGCAGGAGCCUUAAAUCUGGAAACUGUGCUUGGAGUGACUUGAACAAGGAGAACCAACAGUGUCCUUUUGUGGAGAACUAGACACUUCUUUUUUCAGGAGCUUGCUAUAAUUUGCUCCUGUGUUUUGAGAAUUUUCUAGUGGGGAGAAAUCGCACAAUUGACUGAACCCUCAAAGCAGUGUCACAUUUCUCUCCCUCCUCUUCCUAGUUUGCCGUGUCUUAUGUACAGCACAAACUUUCUCUUUUAUUGUGUAUCAGCUGUAUUGACUUUUACAGAGUUUUUAUCCCUAGUAAAUAAAUUUGUGUUCAACCUUUA
This is a messenger RNA of Hirundo rustica (Barn swallow), 943 nucleotides long. RefSeq names its product cell division cycle associated 3 (gene CDCA3). The transcript is spliced from 5 exons. The coding region runs from base 5 to 709 and encodes 234 amino acids. NCBI's taxonomy places the organism in Eukaryota, Metazoa, Chordata, Aves, Passeriformes, Hirundinidae. The record is from RefSeq and is a predicted model, not a curated record.